Messenger RNA from Priapulus caudatus, 986 nucleotides. RefSeq names its product PDZ and LIM domain protein 3-like. The record is from RefSeq and is a predicted model, not a curated record. Gene Ontology annotation, biological process: muscle structure development; actin cytoskeleton organization. Gene Ontology annotation, molecular function: actin binding; muscle alpha-actinin binding. NCBI's taxonomy places the organism in Eukaryota, Metazoa, Priapulida, Priapulimorpha, Priapulimorphida, Priapulidae. The coding region runs from base 351 to 944 and encodes 197 amino acids. The transcript is spliced from 5 exons. Gene Ontology annotation, cellular component: filamentous actin; stress fiber; Z disc.
UAGAUGGUGUAGUGUUUCACAUUUGCUCGCUGCGAGUUUCGCUCCCGCACAGCGCCGAGCAUUCGUUGCUAGUCAGUAGUAGUGAGUCGAUGUGUGUAAGUCAGUGCACCUGGCUUCCCAAGAAUCUCUCCUUGUAGCAGUGUAGCUGGGCGCGAGGUACCCGUACUGUGUCGGAGCUUGCGGCUAUAGUGUCUGUUCGUGGAUGGUGCCUACGCCUGUGACUGCUAUCGGUGGCUAUCUCUCUCUCUUACACACACGGCGAUCGGUUAGAUCGUACCUCCCCUCGCACACAUCGUUUGUCGUGCACGUGCGCGCGAGAGCAGCGACCUCCAGCGGCCAGCGUCAUCGUCAUGGAUGAACUAGCGGACCUGGUCCUACACAAGGACACGCCCAACUCUUCAUGGGGUUUCCGUAUGCAGGGCGGCGUCGACUUCGAUUGCGAGCUGAUGGUCCAGAGGGUGUUCAUCGGGAGCCCGUCAGAGGGCGAGCUGCACCGCGGUGACGUCAUCGUUUCCGUGCAGGGUGUGGCGGCGGCCAACCUCAAACAUCACGAAGCAGACGAACUGAUCAGACGUGCUGGCAGCACACUGUCACUGCGCGUGCGCAGGUUUUUGAACAAUAAAUUUCAAUUCAAUAAAUUUCAAUUUCAAUUUCAAUUUCAGCUCCCGUCGACUGGCAAGCCAUUCGUCCUACAGACGGACGAUAAGAACAAGCAGAUCGUACAUGCGCAGUUCAACUCGCCUCUGAACAUCUACUCCACCGAGAACGUCGUCGACACAAUACAGGGACAGACCGGCUACAGGCCCGGAGCAUUCGUUCCAAGCGCCACCAUGCGAGCAGUGUACGAAGACGAGGCUUACACCACCGGUGGCGCCCUCCAGGUGCAGGAAGCCGAACCAUACCAGUCGAAGUCCGUCAAGCAGCUGCAGAGCAUGUACUCGUAAGCUGCGCAUGCGCACGCCUGCCGACGACCCCGACGACGACAA